AUGUCAUUUAAUCUGCCAUUUUCCGCAAUAAGUUGUGAUUUUACAAAUCGUUAUUAUUUAAAACUGGAUUCUCAUUUUUGUAAUUCUCGGUGCAAUGCUCUUUUAAUAUUAGGACUUGAUCCUAAGACAUCUUUUACAAAUGAAGAGCUUAGAGAGGCAUAUAGAAAACGGUUAUUGCAAGUUCAUCCCGAUAAACAGUAUAAAAACUCAAUAUCAACAGAGUUAUCUUUGAAACCAGAAUUUUCCGAUGAAUAUUGUCUAUCAAUAGAUGAUAUUCGUCAAUCUUUUUACCGGCUUCAGCAGGAACUGCUUGAGACUUUGCCAAAAGAAUCUAUGACAUCUGUUUUUUAUGAAACAGUUUAUCUUGAAGACUUUACUUAUUCUGUUUGCAAUAACGAAUUCUCUUUGAGUUGUCGUUGCGGAGAUAUGUUUAUAUUAAGUUCUCAGGAAAUUCAAGCAGGUGAAGCAAUUGUUUCUUGUAAUGGAUGUAGUCUUUGGAUCCGUGUUAUUUCGAAUAUCAUACCAGAGUAA
Molecule: messenger RNA, 531 nt
Organism: Pneumocystis carinii B80
Lineage: Eukaryota; Fungi; Ascomycota; Pneumocystomycetes; Pneumocystales; Pneumocystaceae
Exons: 3
Coding region: 1-531 (176 amino acids)
Biological process (GO): positive regulation of ATP-dependent activity
Molecular function (GO): ATPase activator activity; ferrous iron binding
Source: RefSeq, a predicted model, not a curated record